AUGGCCGGCUCAAACACCCGCAGCGUCUCCGGGCGCAACGCCUCACCCUCACGGAGUCUCGGCGGCCGAAGUUCGCGCCCAGCCGCCUCGCGCGCAUCCUCCUCCUCGACAUCCAACUUCUUCGCCGGCGGCCUAGGCGGCGCCUCGCGUGGGAUUUUCGGCGCAAGCAAUGGCGGCUCCUCAUAUUACAAGCGUCGCCCGCGGGACGGCUACAUCCAAUACCUCAUCCACAAACUGCAGCGCAUGAUCAAGGAGCUCUGGGCUUACGCGAGGAAGAACCCCAUGAAGGCGUUCUUUGCGGUCGUUGUGCCGCUGCUGAGCGCGGGCGGCGCGGUACAUGGACUGUUGAAGCAAUUCGGUGUGAGGAUUCCGAUGAUUGACGGCGGUUCGAGGCGUGGCGGAGGAGGAUAUUAUGGUAGUUCGGGAUAUGGUGGCGGAUCAGGUGGCGAAGCAGGAGGAUGGAUGAAUCAGGCGGGCAGUCUGAUUUCGGUCGCGAAGAUGUUCAUGUAA
Messenger RNA from Dissoconium aciculare CBS 342.82, 510 nucleotides. RefSeq lists its product as uncharacterized. NCBI's taxonomy places the organism in Eukaryota, Fungi, Ascomycota, Dothideomycetes, Mycosphaerellales, Dissoconiaceae. Bases 1 to 510 code for a protein of 169 amino acids. The transcript has a single exon. The record is from RefSeq and is a predicted model, not a curated record.